CUCAAUUUAAUCCCGAAAACACAAAUAAAAAGCCGUCUUUUUUCCUCUCUGCUUCUCCGUCGAGUCUCCCGGAGAUUUCAAUCGCCUCAAAUCGAAGAAUCGCCGUUAGAGCUGAAUCAAGAUGGUUUACAUCGCUUCAUGGGACGAAUUCGUUGAUCGAUCUGUUCAGAUUUUUCGAGCUGAUCCCGAAUCUACUCGGUAUGUGAUGAAGUAUAGACACUGUGACGGAAAGUUAGUUCUCAAGGUUACUGAUAACAAAGAGUGUCUCAAGUUCAAGACAGACCAAGCACAAGAAGCGAAGAAGAUGGAGAAACUGAAUAACAUAUUUUUCACCCUCAUGGCCAGAGGACCUGAUGUCGAUCUCUCUGAAGUCACCGGGAAAGAACAGAUGGAGACACAGCCUGCCAAGAAAGGAAGAGGAAGGAAGCAAUAAGUCUCAUGAAUAUGUUUUUGGUUUUUCUUUGUAUCAAGAUUUUGAUCCAUUUUUGUUUGAUAUUUUGAGAUGGGUUUGUGAAAUUGUGAUGGUAGGGUUGCCAAGUUUUGUUAAAAAAACUUGCGACUUUUGACUCUUUGAUCGAUUAAUCAGUAUUGGAUUAACCUAAACUCAAAA
Molecule: messenger RNA, 610 nt
Organism: Arabidopsis lyrata subsp. lyrata
Lineage: Eukaryota; Viridiplantae; Streptophyta; Magnoliopsida; Brassicales; Brassicaceae
Product: signal recognition particle 9 kDa protein
Exons: 4
Coding region: 122-433 (103 amino acids)
Biological process (GO): SRP-dependent cotranslational protein targeting to membrane; negative regulation of translational elongation
Cellular component (GO): signal recognition particle, endoplasmic reticulum targeting
Molecular function (GO): 7S RNA binding
Source: RefSeq, a predicted model, not a curated record